AUGGGAGGUACACAUUCGAAGAAGGUUAAAAAUAAAUCUAAGAGUGCCAAACACAUGGUGCCGUUUUUGGACGUUGAAGUUUACAAGCACAUAGACGACACGUGUAGUUUUAGCGGGAUUACGUUCUUAAAAGAUGGACGUAUUGCUAUAGCAGAUUAUCUCGGUCAUUACGUGAAAUUCUAUGACUGGAAAAUGCUCAAGUUAUUGGAUUCCGUGGAGCUUGCGACUCCCCCGUAUGGAAUAUGCACAUCUUCAAUCUGUGAAUCUUAUUUAUACGUCACCAUGCCUUUUGAACACAAAGUUCUUCACUUUAAGGUUAAGGACGACCGCCUUGACCUUGUCAAGCAUAUUUCGACCGAAGGUCGUUGCUAUGGCAUCGCAAGUUUUAAGGAUGGUAUUGCAGUGGGACUGAGAGUGGAAAAGCAUUCCUGGCGCGUGGAGAUACUGGAUUACGCUGGCUCGGUGUUGAAAGUAUUCAAGGACGAUGACCAUGGAAGGGACCUUUUUGGUUACGCGGACUACUUAACCGUUGACCCCGAUGGGUCAAGGUUAUAUGUCUCUGAUGGUGUGCAAAACAGUGUUAUUUGUUUAAAUCUUCAGGAUUCUACCAUGGUUUCCAUUAAAGAGAUGUUUAGGUACACAGACAGCCAUCUAAGUAUCCCUAAAGGCCUUACUUUGGAUUGCGAAGCAAAUUUGUAUGUAAUAGGAUGCGAAUCCAAUAAUGUUCAUAAGAUCUCAAGUACUGGUGAUAAAAUCGGAGUGGUAUUAGGACACAGAGAGCAAUUAGACAAACCAAUGGGAAUUGUGUAUGAUAAUUAUGAGAAGAAAUUGUUUGUUACUGAAGGCUCCAGAAAGGUAAUGGUUUUUGUGGACGGCUGA
Molecule: messenger RNA, 879 nt
Organism: Mya arenaria
Lineage: Eukaryota; Metazoa; Mollusca; Bivalvia; Myida; Myidae
Exons: 1
Coding region: 1-879 (292 amino acids)
Source: RefSeq, a predicted model, not a curated record